AUGGGUAAUAAGCAAUCCACGAUACAAAAAGUGUAUGAAGCUGCUCGUGAUGGUUCUUCUGAUCUGACUAAUCAUUUAAAGCGGCUUAACAGUGAAGAAAGGAAAACUGCUCUCGAUUCCAAGACCAAAGAUGGCGACGAGAAUACAACUCCUCUCAUAAUUGCUUCUCGAAAUGGAAACCUAGACUCUUUAAAGAUUCUUUUGAGUUUCAAAGCAGAUGUUGAAGAACGAGGAACUGUGAAAGUUAACACUGACGAAGCCGUUGAAGGUUGCUCUCCUUUGUGGGCCGCUGCUGCUACUGGUCAUCUAGAUAUUGUGAAAUUGUUAAUCGAUCACAAGGCGGACGUAGACGGCAGAAAUGCAACAAAUUCGACUCCUUUGCAGGCUGCUGCUUGCAAUGGAAAUCUUGAUAUUGUUAGUUGUUUGGCUAAGAACGGAGCUAAUGUAAAUGCAAGAGAUGAAUUUGAGAGUACUCCUCUGAUGAUAACAUGUUACAAUGGUCACAUGGAUGUUGCUUCCUAUCUAAUCGAACAUGGCGCAAAUCACUAUUUGCAAGACAAGACUGGAGACACAUGUCUUCACUAUGCUGCAGAAAAAGGUCACACCGAAGUUGUCGGUAGGCUUCUUUCUCUUGGAGUAAAAGAGAGGCAAAAUAAGAAACGUUUGACCCCACUACUAGCAGCCAGUAAUGAAAGCAAAUAUGAAAUGGUCGAGUAUUACAUCAAUCGACCCGAAUGUACCAAGGAACAAAAAAUUAACGCUCUCGAACUUCUUGGUUCCUCUAUUGCAAAUGAUCCUGAUUCUUAUGACAUCGAAGAAGCAUUCAGUUGUAUGAGGCGUGCAAUGGAAGAGAGAUAUCAGGACCCGUCAUGUCCAUUGCUUAAAAAGAACAUAAAACCUGUGGAAGAUUAUGAAAAUAGAACAGAGAGUCAAACUCUUGAGGAACUUUCUCUGUUAAAAGAUGAUAACCAUGCUAUCCACAUGGAGGGUCUCAUGAUCAAGGAGAGACUCCUUGGAAUUGACUCUGCAGCACUUCUGAAGGAUAUCAGAUCCUAUGGGACUGUUCUAGCUGACUCUGAGCAUUACGAACCUUGUAUUGGUCUGUAUAAGCGAUCGAUGGAAAUAGCCAUGAACUGUGAUGAACCUAUUACGUACGAGCUUCAAAUGUUACCAUGGCUAUUUAUAUUGACGGCCCUGGAACAACGGUGCUCAAAUGGAAAACACAUUAAGGCAGUAUUCAAAAAACUGACAGAAAAACUAGAGACUGGGAAAUUACAAGAGGGGCAAGAAAAUGAGGAAGACGAAAAAAUGCUUUACUGUUUUCUAAAUCUUCUACUGAUAUACACCAAAUUUGAAGUUUUAGAGGAUAACGAGGAUGAAAUGGAAGAAAUAAUCAACUAUGUUCAAAGAAUUCUGCGUUUAGACAUUCGUAACCGCGAUGGAAAUACAUUACUGCAUCUAGCGGCAUUUGAUGCAAAAACUACGGGAAUUGUGUGCAAGCCUCCUUGCGUUAAAACCACAAAGCUAAUUUUACAUGCAGGGUGUGAUGUGAAUACCGUAAACUUUGAAGGAGAAACUCCUCUUCAUUUGGCUGUGACUUUUACGCCGGGGGAUAAACAGGUGGAGACUUUGAAACAAAUACUGGAAAUAUUGCUCGAUAUCGGUGCAGAUACAAAGCUUGUAAAUAACAAAGGUCAAACACCACUGGAAUGCUGUGAGAGCGACGUGGCUCGAAGGAUCCUGUCAGAGACAAGAGCAGUGGGUGCCAUGGACGUCGUUACCAGAGAUGUAAGAAAGUUUUAAGUUCUGAGAGUUCUUUCGUCCGCAAAAUAAUGAUAACAUUUAAUUAAAUUCUACUUUUUUUAAACUGUUAUCCUUCUCCUUAUAACAGAGAGCACUUUUGUCGAUGGGGAGAUCUAUCAACUUUAGAAACUCAAUCCAAAAAAUUCAUUUUGUACAAUAAAUAUAACAAAAUUUGAAUUUGCAUUUAUAUCUUUUCUAAUCAAAGAAGCUCAGUAUAUUAAGUUAAAUUUACUGCAAAUUGGAAUAAUAGUAAUAAUAAUGAUAAUUACGAUAAUAAUAAUAAUAAUAUCCGUGCUGUUGACUGUUUUUUCAGUCUUUAUCCUUCGAUUUUAUUCCUGUACUUUGAAGAGUUAUCAUGAGAUAACUACCGGUGCAUCAUACGUUUAUGGCUCCAGGCAUCUUGUUUGGUGUAAUUUAGCAAUACAGAUGAUCGAAUUUCAAAUGUUAUUUAAAUUAUUGACUUUUAAACUUGGAUGUAUGUGCAUUAUUAACAUCUGAUAUGUAUUUUCAGCACGAUGUAUAAAGAAACUGUUACUGUUAGUAUUGUUACUAUUAAUAUCAUUACAAAUACUCAUAAUGAUUCUUAUCAUCAAAUCAUUUUUUGUUUUCACCAAGGACGGAAAAACUGGUAGUGAAACUGACUCUGAGAAGUCUCAGAAAGAGAAAUCAGGUGAGUUGAUUUUCAUUAGAGGUGAAUUUGUCAUGAUGAAAUUUUGUAAUUCAUCUGCUAUGGCGCCGGUAAGUGAUAGUUUCUUCACCGCAAUUGCUUAUAAAUAGACAUGUUGAACCUUAUUAUGAGCUGAUAGUCGACCGAAAGUAAGGCCAUUAACCCGUCGGCUCCGUAGAUGACCUAAUAAAAAAGCAACCAGCAAAGAGGGAAGGCUUUCGAUUGUUCCAGCUCUCAAUUGGUUCAGGUGUUUUUACACGUUCACAUGCUUAUUUUCAUUACUAAAAUCCAAAAUGAUUGAAAGGCCAAAAAUUUUUACAAGAUAUUACAGAUAAGUUAUUUCGACCUUCAGUUGUCACUACGAAUUAUAAAUUAUUAUAGAAUCAAAGGCCUCUUAGAGCCAGCUCAUUCAUGCUAUGGCUUAAUGUUAAGUUUGUAUUGAGUUCUUGGACUUGUUGAAUUUAGGUACAGUUGAAUUCGGUUCAUGUUAACUUUCAAGACUUUAGGAGUAAAUUUUCUUUUAUUUCUGGGCAGUUAUGUGAUAAGAAAACUUGUGCAUUCGUCGUGAUGGGAAUUGGAAAAAAGGUUGUGUGGGCUGAAGGUGGGAUGGGCAGAGGUCGUAAGGCGAAAGAGUCAUUUUUGUUGGUGUGUGUGUGUGUUUGUGGGGCGGAGGGUGGGCUGAGUGGGCAUAAUCAGGCAUCCAAUGUUGCUCUAGCAGCAAAAUAUUAGUAACCCUCAUCUUUCACGGUCAUUUGUACUAUUGUGAAAUAUUCCUUACCCGUUUCUUAAUAUCUUUUGUUUUUACCGAAGCGGCCAUUGCAUUUGGUUUUAAAGAAAGCGGCCACAAUCGUUCUUAACAGAAUUUCAAGCCUUCAUCUAGUCUAAUUUUCACAUGAUAAUAUUUGCAUAGUCACCAAACAGAUGAGAGAUAAAACCACCAGAAAAGCAAACAAAUGGCCAGUCACGAAAGGAACGCUUCGCUUUUCCGUAUAAAAAUUGGCCGGUUCCCAAUGUAAGCCAAUAAGGCAAAUAAAGCACAUAUGUGAAAAUCAGUGUGGGUACACCUUUAAACGUUCAAAACAUAUCAAGUUGAAGGAACAGUCUUGGUCUCAGUACGCAUUUUUGUCAACAAAAUGAACUCAUAUCGGUUAAAAAAGAUGAAACGUAAAUCACGUCGCUUGAAUGUAGGUAAAUCGUAAAUGGUGUUACUGGAAUAAUGCGUCAUAUUGCAAUAGCCGACAAUUUCCGAUAAUCACCCGACUCGGAAACUUGUUACUGGUGCUCCUCGGGCGUACCUCUAGCCGGUAGGAUUUAGGCACAACCGUCUUCAGUUGGUAUAAAGUGAUCAGUGCUCUAUCAUUGUGCUUUUCCUCGGGAGCUCUUCAACAUAUGGUCCACACAUCAAUCACAGCGGCCAAGAUAAUCUUACUAAUAUUAUUUUUCGAGCUCCAAUAUUUCGGUCCGGACUUGAGGCACGCUUGAACAAAAACAGCAAUACCAAUCCGGUCAGUACAAAAUGCACAUUGCAGACUACAAACCGGGUAAAAAAUGCAGACUGUAGACUGGGUACAAAAUGCAGACUAAGAAUUUAUGUUUUUUUCGUGUGAUUCGUGAUAACAUGUCAUCUUACAACUUACCGAGCGUCACGCAAUCGCUUUUCCGUGAUCAUCUUUCACGAUUAUUUACACUACUGUGGAAUAUUCCUUGCCCGUUUCUUGAACACAAUCGUUCUUAAUGAGUGGAAAUGAACCCGCUACGGGUCCUCUAGGUAUAAGGACUUAACUUAAUUAAAGCUUUAGAUUAAUUAAUUAAAGCGGGAAUCCCGCGCGGGAAAGUUGGGCGUUUUCGCAAACACUUGUUGGUUGGCUUUUCUGCGAUAGUAAGGGCAGUGUGUCUUUUUAUUCUUUUGUAGUGGAGUCGUUAGAUGGAUGCAUCAGUAGCAACACUAAAAUAGUACCUCCUUGCUCACAUUUACGUUUUUUUAUUAGGUGAACGAAAACUCUCUCAUGACCAGAAAAAUGGCCCCGCUGACUCGGAAGAGCUAGAAAUAGAUGAACUGUACUUUGAUACGGACAGACAAUCGCAAGCGAGAGGGAAAGAAACCGUAAAUUCGCAGAAACCGUUAACAAGGGAGAAGGAUAAAAUGCAAGAAAGACAUAAACAAAUGACGGAAAUGAACCAGUGCGGGAUCCAUUUCCAAGCACAGCUGCAAAAGAAAGAAUUGGAAGAUGUUAACCUGCCGAGGGAAAAAGAAAAACGAGAGGAAAGUUCACAGAGAAAAUUGUGCGAGAUAGGAGAGCACGCACAAUUACAAGAGAGCGAAGAACAAGAAGUUAAGUCCAAAAGACAACUGCACGAGAUAGAGAGGUAUAUAAAAGACGCACAAGUUGAAGUAACUGGAAGUGGAUUUGAUGAAGGAAGAGGGGGAAGAUUUGUUCCUGAAACCGAAAAAGACCCAAAUGAGAAUUUUGAAAGGGAAACGACAGAGAUACCAGGUAAGAGGAUAUUGUUGAGGAACAAAUUAGUAAAUUAAAAAAGUUGUAGGGAAGACUGGCGAAUUCCGUAAUGAGCUUUUAGGUAACAAUAUUAGGUGAGAGAGAAGAACUGAAUAUAUUACAUAUAUAUUUCACACGGGUAGCAGGCUAGGUGCCAAGUAAUCGAAAAUAGAGUCUAAAAUGAUUCAGUUCCUAAGUUUAAACGUUUUUUGAUAUAAAACUGAUUCAGAGAGAGAGAGAGAGAGAGAGAGAGAGAGAGAGAGGAACAUGUUUUGGGUUUUAGGUUCACGCUCUGUGAGACAAGCUGAAAAAUUCCUUGUUCUAUUUUCAUUAUCUAAGGAAUAUUCAGGGAGUUGACACAGCAGCUGGAAAACGUUCAAUCAAGAAACAGAGAUGGAGAAUUGAGGGAGAUGACACAACAGUUGACUGAUGUCCGGAGGCAACUACAAGAGAGAGAUGGACAACUAACAGAAAAAGAUCGCCAGCUAAGAGAGAGAGAUGGAGAACUACAUGACAGAGAUGAACAGCUAAGAGGGAGAGAUGGACUACUGAGAGAGAUGAGAGAUCAGUUGACGGAUGUCCAGAGGCAAUUAGAAGAAAGAGAUGGACAAUUGAGAAACAGAGAUGGACAAAUAAGAGACAGAGAUGGAGAACUACAAGACAGAGAUGAACAGCUAAGAGAAAGAGAUGGACAACUGAGGGAAAUGAGAAAUCAGUUGACGGAUGUCCAGAGGCAACUACAAGAAAGAGAUGGACAACUAAGAAACAGAGAUGGACAAGUUAGCGAGAUAACAAAGCAGUUGACAAGUGUCCGAGGGCAACUACAGGAAAACACCAAAGAAUUUACUUCUUUGGAAAGACUGCUGAGGGCCAAACAGCACGAAAUAAAGGAACUGGAUACGUCUCUUUCAGCAGCUCAAAGGGUGUUAUAG
Pocillopora meandrina is the source of this 5897-nucleotide messenger RNA. The record is from the annotation of a GenBank genome assembly. Lineage: Eukaryota; Metazoa; Cnidaria; Anthozoa; Scleractinia; Pocilloporidae.